AUGGGAAACGACGGUGGAUCCAUUGCGCGCCGUGACGACUUGGUGAAAACCAAGGCGACCGGCCCCAUCUCGGUAGAUCGGGACGAAAUGCGGCACACGCAAUGGACCUUGUGCCGCAUCUCGCGACAAAAGCUACGUGCGCCGAUUAUGAUCGAUCGGCUUGGGCAACUGUACAACAAAGAGGCAUUGAUUGAGUAUUUGUUGCGCAAGAGCACAAAGACAGUCAGUGAGGCUGAGACGAAAGUGGCAGGUCAUAUUCGGGGUCUCAAGGAUGUACGUCAAGUGCAACUGCAUGUGAAUCCCACGCACGAAGCGGCAGGCGGAGAUGCGUUGUACUACCCUUAUGCAUGCCCGUUAACGCAGCGUGUAAUGAAUGGGAAGCACAAGUUUGUAUGCCUGUGGCCGUGUGGGUGCGUGAUGAGCGAAACAGGUUUGCGAGAGACGGCGUUCCCUGGCCAGAAAAAGCGCCCAGAGGACAAAGCGACGACACCAUGUCCACAGUGUGGCGUCCUGUUUGGCCAUGAUGCGUUGUGGAAGGACGAGCCGAGUGUCGACGCGGAUCUCAUCUGGCUAUACCCGCCCACGGCGACGCAAGCGAUGCUGCGGGAGCAGUUGGUCGCCCACGCUGCGGCCUCUCGCAAGAAGCGCAAGGCGAAGCAGGUCGACAACGACACCACCAAACGUGUACGAGCCGCUGUGGACGUGGAUACCACGCCCUCGCUCAAUCAAACAGCACCUGGUGCCUAUGCGGUGCAACAAGUUCGCGCCGCGCAGGCCCAGGCAGCGCAGCAUGAAGCUGCGUCGUAA
Molecule: messenger RNA, 807 nt
Organism: Malassezia pachydermatis
Lineage: Eukaryota; Fungi; Basidiomycota; Malasseziomycetes; Malasseziales; Malasseziaceae
Exons: 2
Coding region: 1-807 (268 amino acids)
Biological process (GO): mitotic DNA replication termination; site-specific DNA replication termination at RTS1 barrier
Cellular component (GO): nucleus
Source: RefSeq, a predicted model, not a curated record